This is a messenger RNA of Caenorhabditis angaria, 6296 nucleotides long. The record is from the annotation of a GenBank genome assembly. NCBI's taxonomy places the organism in Eukaryota, Metazoa, Nematoda, Chromadorea, Rhabditida, Rhabditidae.
AUGGCUGAGUUGGUCAAACCAAAAAAACCAAAACAACGUGAACGGGUCACUCCACAAACUGAAACACCACAAAUUCCACCAAGGCCAACAGUUGUGAAUGGUGUAAGGUUACCUGAUGUUCCUAGUCAUAUUUUGCAACAACGACAGCAAAUUGAAGAAUCAGAGGAGAAUCCUUUGGAACGGGAAUCAUCACCGGAACCGGAAGAACUGUAAGUUGUUUUAAUUAAAACUUAAAUUUUUUCAUUGCAAUCAAUCGCAUUUUUGGCAAGAAAUGAACGCGAUGAAUUGAUAAAAACGUGAAGUUGUUUUUUUUUCAUCUACCGCAAAAAUCACGUUAUUUCAACUGAAUUAGUCCAUUCGAAAUAGUUUUAUUAUUUAGAGCUCUGAGUGAUGAAGCCGAAUCUGAAACAGAAGACAUUGUUCCGGAACCAGAAGUUGUCGCUCCACGAAUCCCACCGAGAAAUAUGAUAUUCCCCAGGUCUACAAGUAUGGUUGCUCAACAAACUCAAGACUUACCUCCGCCUGUACAAAAAAGAAGUGCAACACAAUAUCCAACCGUUCCUGAAUUAGCUGAACUUCCAUCUUAUAAUGCUGCCCUCAAUCAUCCUAAAUUAUAUCCACAAGUAAAACCACUUCAAACAUCUCAAAGUGUAUCAGCUCUUCCUGAAAAAACUCGAUUAUCUGCUCCUCCAGAAAUUACAAGAACAACGAUUGCUGAAGCACCUCCAAUGUAUCCAAGUAUUUGUAAUUAUGAAAGAAAUGAACAUGGAUUGAUGACUGAAGCGAAUUUAUUAGCAUUUUAUCAUAAUGCAAUGUAUGAAACUGCUGAACAAUAUGUUGAUAAUUUUAUACAAACAGUUGAAGAUCCAAUCAAUAAUGGAAGUCUUUUUCCACUUUUAAAACGUUUAAAAGAAGUUGCGGAUCAAAUGACUAUAACAGAAGUGAAAGAUAAAGAAUCAACUGAAAAAUUACAAAAAACAGCAAUUUCAUGUUGGAAACUUGCAACAUAUGCUGUACCGGCAACCGGAAAAUGUGGAUCAAAUCAUGAUGGAACAGGUCGAGCAACUUAUACUUCAUAUAAUUUACAACAAGAAAUACUCACAGAAAUGGAUAAAUUAUUGAAAGAAAACAAAGGGAUUAUUUUGGAUCAUAAAAUUUGUGAAGAAGCAAUGUAUCGAUCGCUUUGUUUACAAAUUCAAUGGCAAAUUAUUUUGAUCAAUAAUAAUUUUAUGGCUGAAAGUGGAAUAAGUGUUUCAACUCCAGCUACUUUGGUUGCUUCAGCUCCUUUGACACCAGCGAAAAUUGGAUUGCGAAAUGCGUUGAGUGAUUUAUUUUAUCAUUUGAGAUUUCCAAGAUUAUUGAAAAGAUAUACAGAAACAAUUACCGAAUGGAUUAAAGAAAUUGUAAGUGAUUUUUGAAAAGUUUUUUUUUUUGAAUAAUAUUAGUUUUGCAGAUAUGUGUUUUGAAUAAACGUCAAACUUGUGAUGAUGGAAUAUUUCUACUUUGUCAUAUUCUUCGACUUCCUUCACCAAUUAAUCACUGGGCUCCUCCAUUUGUUCAAACAUUCAUCCAAUCUCAAUCUCCGCCAAGAUUAAAACUUGAUUAUUGUUUGGCUCUCCUAACCCAUCUUCUGAAUCCAAUCAAGUAAGUUUUCGAAAAAUAGUUCAUGAGGGUUUGAAAUAAGAAUACAGAAGCCUGUUCAACAUUUUAAAAAAAUUUCAGAGCUCGAGAAUCAUUUCUCCGUCAUAUUGCUCAAUCUGAAAAUGAAGAAUCUACUUGGGAAAUAUUAGACGAUGAUGAUGGAGAAGCUGAUGAAUUUUCAUUUGUCACAAUAAAUGAAAUGGAUCUCACAGCGCUUCUCGACCAACUUCCGAUUUCUGAAAUUUAUUCGAUAAACUACACUGCUUUCACUUCAUGUAUAAUAUUUUCUCUAUUCUUUUUUGUUUCAAAACUAUAUAAUUUUCAGAUGCUGACAAAGGUUCUCAAUUCACUGCUAUGGUUGCUUUCCAACUUCUUCUGAUGAAAAUUCUUGAUAACGGGUUGACGAAUUAUUCAAAACCAGGAUAUAAAUCAUUUUGUAAGCAGAUUGGGAUAAGUCUCAAGUGAGUGAAUUGAUUUUUAUUGUAUUUCAAAAGCGGGAAUUAUUUAGGCACAGUGUCCGCGAACUUUGUAAUAAUUGGAUUUUAAUGCGAUCUCAACUUCCACCAAAUGAAGAAUAUCAAAUGCAAAAAGAGGUUGAUCGAAUUGUUCUGAUCGCUUUGAAUUAUUUGAUCCAUCGUGAUAGUGUUGGAUUAUUUCAAUUUGUUGUUUCUUUGCCAUAUGGAAUUGUUUCGGAAGAAUGUCGAAAUCGAUGUGAAUUUGCAUUGAGAUCUGUUAAUAAAAUGACUAUUCAUGAAUUAUUCGAAAUACCGAUUUCUCAAGUUUUGAGUAAAAAUCAGAAUUGUGAGUUUUUUUUUGCUAUGUUAUGUUUGAAACUUGAAUUUUUAUCUAGAAAGUGGAAGUUAAUUUAUUUAUAUUCGUUAAAAUUUUUUGCACAAAACUAUCAAUACCAAUUUUUUAAGCUGUUAUUCGACAUCGAAUCGAUCAUCUUGGCCCACAAGAUUCGGAAUUUCUUGUGAAUUCUCUCGCCUCGAUUGGUUCGAAUUCAAAUUCAGAUGUUACAAAUCUCAUCAAACAAUUAAUCGAUGUUUGUUUUUGUGAUGAAUCAACUCGAGAUAAUUUAUAUAAAUGUGGUGGCGAAGCAAUUGGACAACUUUUGACAAAACGACCAGAUGUUCUUCAUCAACUUUUGAGUAUUGUUGAUCGAAGUUUAUCUCAUAUGGAUAAUGUAAUUCAUUUAUUUCUUUAUCGAUUAUUUCCCAAAAAAAAUAAUUUCAUUUUCAGUAUGCAAUAAAUGUGCUAUCGUCAUCUCGAUUAUUUCAUUGUCGAUUAACUGAACCAAUGAUGAGUAUAAUUGGAAAAUGGCUUAUAAAUAAUCCACCUGAACACGGUGGUAAUCGAUUAGCUCGUCGUGUUCUUUCUGGCCUUCAUUGGGGCCCAUCAGCUGAUGGUCAAAAUUUAUGGAUUGAUCCAGAAGUUCAUGUAAUUGCGGCUGAUUGUAUUGUCAAAGCACAUUCUGUUCAUUGUUCUCGAUCGAAUAGUAUGAUUUCAAAAUCACUCAAACAAAUUGCCAAACUUGCCAGUAAAAUGGGUGAUGCUGAAACGCAUUUUCAGAAUUUUUGCUGGGAUCUUCUUGUCAAAUUGAAAUUGCCAAAACAAGAUUCGAAAAAUGGAAACGGAAAUGGACAAGAUUUAACAGCACUUUAUGUGAAAAUUGUACAAAAUUAUGAGGAAGAAGCGCCUUUAUAUUUGGAAAAAGCUGUACCAUUGUUAUCUGAUUUAGUUGCAUCCGCAAGUUCUGUUGCUUCAGUUGUUUUAUUAUCCAGAUUUAUUGCACAACAUUAUUCAGAUGUUAAUCGAUUAGGAGCUGAUAAAAAGUAAGUUGGAUUGAAAUUUCGAAAAAAAAUGAAGAGAAAAAAUAUAUCAUUUUUGUUUUUUACAGUUUCAUGUCAGUUUUCGAGAAAAUUCUACACGUCGAUCAACUUCCUUAUGCUGUUCAAUGGCUUUCUGGUCCUUCUUCUACUCCAACUCCAAUUGUUCGAUUAAUUUGCUCUGGAAUUUCGGUAAUUUUUUUGAACGGCUGAAAAACAAAUUAUAUUUUUCGAAACAGUAGAAAAACUUAUGCUGACCCUUCUUUGUGACCUUUUCUUGAGAAAAAUAAUUUGAAGAAAGUUUUUCUUUGACUAAAACUUCAGGGACCAGCAAAUUAUUAAACAUAUUUUUCAUUCUUCACUCAAUUUUUACAGUACUACUGUAAUCGUAUUCCAAAUGUUCCCGCAUAUCUUCGAGCUUGGUUAUUUUUGUUGUGUUCGGCUAGAAGUUCUUGGAAUGAAGAUGCUGUUACAUAUCAGAUUAUCGGAACAAUUGUUCGAAUAUCUUUCAUAACUCAAAAUGGAGAUCUAGAUGGUCUUAUCGAAGUUUUGCAGCAAGUUUAUACGGUAAUUUUUUUGUUAGAAAAAUCAUUGAAGUACACUCAUUUUUUUAGCAGCAAAUGGCGAACGAGAAAAAUCAAUCAAAAGGCCUGUUUUCUGUGUUUUCAUCUGAUCCACCUCCUUCUCCACUUAUUCCUGAUUCAAUGUUAUCAAUUUCUCCAUUUGCUUCUUAUUUGAUGCUUCUCGUUGAACAAACUGCUUUUGGAAUGUUUUAUUCGAAUUUUUUCGAUGCGUUGGCGAAAAAAGAUAAAUAUACAUUGGAUGAUGCUAUUAAAGUGAGUUAUUGAAUUUGAAAAAUAUCAGGGAUAUUUGUUUUGGGCCAAGUUUAUCAGGUGAAAAAUACUCAACUUUUAGAAAGCUCAGUCGAAAUCGAAUAUCACAUUACCUUUGGAAAGAAUAUCAGUUUUUCGAUGGGCUGAAAUGAUGAAACAUUCAAAUGAGUCUCCAGUUUUUCCAUUGAUUAUGCAACAAUUAGCUACUGAAGCUUAUAAAUUGAGAAAUGCUAAUAAGUGAGUUUUCCCCUAAUUCUUUCCCGACUUCAAAAAACAAUAGUUUUUCUAGUCAUACACUUUGUUUUGCUCGAAGAUUGAUUGAUGAUUCAUCGAGUAAAAUAUUGAUGGAUUCUUGUCGAAAAGCGAUUGAAGAAUCAAAACAAGAUACAAAAGGAUUAUCUCGAGCUGUUAUUGGAUGGCUUUUCACAAAACAUGAAGUUACACGAACUGGUUUCGAUUUCUCGGUUUUCGACUUGGAUUAUCUUCUCCAAUUGAUAUUAACUGGUGAUACAACAAUUUGGAUGGAUUAUGUAAAUAUUCCCGCAAUUAGUUCCGAAGAAUUCAAUGAGCAAAAAUUGUAUUCAACGACUUGUCAAUUGACAGCAAAAAUGAGAAAUGCACCACAACAACCGAUUGAAAUAGGUUCACCGAGAGGGCGAUCAUCUGCUCUGCCAUUUCCAUUAUUACCAGUUCAUAAGAAAAUUCCAGUUGCUCCAAAUAUCGAUCCAAUUAUGUUAUUUAGAAGAGAAGUUGUGAGAUCACAUUGUUCGGAAUAUUGUGAAAGUUUGAAACAAUUGACUGGGUUUGUUUUUUUGGAAGUUUCUGUUUUUUCUGUAAAUGUUUUUUCCUGUAAAAAUUUAUCAGUAAUGAAAAGUUGUGGCUGUGAAAAUUAAAUAGCUCCAGUUUUUCUCAUUUCCUAAAAAUUAAUUUUUCAACUUCUAUUUUUUUUCAGAAAAUAUAUUGAAUGUGAUGAUCAAAUAUCUCGAUAUGAUAUUGAAUAUAUUGCGAAAAUUCGGCAACUUUAUCAACCAACUCAACAAAUUGUGCCAGUUGUCAUAACUUGUAAACAAAAUUGUGGAAGUUCUGGAAAUCGAACAAUGCAAGUCAAUCCGAAUGUUUUGAAUCAAAGUGUUGAUGCAGAAAUGAGCACAAAUCGAAAUAAACGAAACGAAUAUUAUACAAAUUUAUCGGAUUUGAUUGAUAAAGUUGCUGUUUCAUCAGCAAAUAUUGAACAUAUGACAAGAAUGAUUGCAAUUAUUGCGAAAAGUAUGGAUAAAUCAAAUCGAGAUAUGGUUCAAAUAACUGGAAGUGAUAUAUUCAAAUUAUUAACUCAAGUUGGAGAAAAUGAUAUGUUAUUUAGUGUGGCAAUGGAAACAUAUCGACAUGCUUUGAAGGCCCUUGGAAAGGUAUUUUUUUAUUUGUUUUUGUUUUCGCAAAAAAUAUAAACAAGAAAGGUUUUAUUUAAUUAAUUUUUUCUGCAAAAAAAUUAUAUUUCCCUCAUUAUUUUUAUUUUUCUUCGACAGGAAUUCGUAGAAUGUCGCGCGGAAGAACAAAUGAAUGUGAUGCAAUUGGCAUUAAAUGAUUUUGUGCUCGCAGAUGUAUUAGUUGAGGUAACCCCUUUUCUUUUUCUCCCCAUUUUUUUUCUAAUUAAUUCGCCACCCUCAACAUUGUUUUUUCCAAACAUCAGAUUUUCACACCCGAAGUGUUGAAUUCGCAAGAUUUGUGUGCGGUUUAUACGAAAUUAUCCGAAGCGAUCAGAAUGCCCGCGAAAUCUCAGAUGGCUUUUCAAUUGUUGGGUUGGUUUUUUGGGGCAGGGGAAAUUUUAGGGGGGUUCGAAAUUGACUGAUUAGAAACUCGAAAUAAUUGUUUUUUUUACUUGAAAACUUAUUUGUUUAAUUCAUAACAUUCAUUGGAAAUUGAAGGAAAUCUUAAUCAUUUUUCAUUAGAAUUUUUUGAAAAUUCCAAUCUUUAAAUUAUUCCAGUAAUGUUCUGA